AAGUGCAUGGUGUCUGAGCCGUAAUCAAGAUGGCGCAUGUUAAUCCGUCUGCUAUCGGUAUGUCAGACGAAGAAUGGAGUUGUUAUUCCUGUAUUCUCUAAAAAUGAAGUUAAUAAAUUGGUCGAUGUUUUAAAUUAUCGAGGCAGUGAAUGUUAUUACAGUUCAUCGCCAAGUCGCAAAUAUGGCGGAAUCAGUCGGGCCGAUUCUUCACGUAAUUGUCGUUGGGUUUCACCAUAAAAAAGGAUGUCAAGUGGAAUAUUCGUUUCCUCCGUUGGUACCAAGUGCACCGAACGAAUGCCCAUUGGGUUGGAAAUAUCUGCCAACUCUCGCGCUACCAGAUGGAUCACACAAUUAUGACGAAGAUACUGUGUUUUUCCAUUUACCCAGCCUUAAUGAUCCUAAGCGUACAGUGUAUGGAGUAUCAUGUUUCAGACAAAUCCCAGUAGAGAAAUUGAAAAAUCGCACUUCUGAUAUCACCAGAGGAACUGUACAAAAGUCUGUUUGUGUGUUAAGUACUAUGCCCUUGUAUGGACAUAUCCAAGUAAAAAUGGCUUUGAUAACGCAUGCAUAUUUUGAAGAAGGAGAUUUUAGUAAAGUUUCACUGUUGGAAGACACAUACCAUCAUCUAAACUCUUGCAUGAAUGGCGAUAGCCAAACACCGCCACAAAUUUUUGUUGGCUUGUCCGCAAGAGACUUCAUAUUGCAGUUUAGGCAUAAGGCAGUAUUGUUAUUCAAAUUACUGCUGCUUGAAAAAAAAGUCGUCUUUUACCAGUCUCCAGUCCAACCACUCUGUUCUGCAAUUCUUACAUUACUAUCAUUGUACCCUGGAAUGAUUGAAAAUGGAUUACAACAAGCUGCAUGCGUCAAGCCAUCAAGACCAAUGUCUCCGAUACCCAAUUUUGACGACGAAGAAAUACUAACAAAUAUUAUCGAUUCUAACUUGUCUAGUUCAAAUGAAACUAAAAAAUCGAAGGCAGAUGUGAAUCAUACGGCAAGCAGUGACAUAGAGAACAAAAAUUCUAUAUGCCUAAAUGACAAUAAAACCUUGGAAACAAUGGAGGGAAAAUGCCUCGACGGGCUAAAUCUACCUUCGAUCAGAAAUAAUAACGACAAUGUCAGCAAUGAACAAAAAUUAAUUGAAGUAGAACCAUCGAAGGAAUGCAUAGAAGCAUACACUGACGAGAGUAAUUCAAAGUACUCCCCAAAACCAAAUGACAAUGUACAUCGAGUUCAUAGUGUAUAUACUAUUAACUUGGGAAUGGGAGACGUGGAUGCUAGUUUACCUCGAGAUACAAGUAAUGACGCUCUCUCGGAUGCCCGUGUUACAAACAAUAUCACACAAAUUGCCCACAUAAACCCUGAUCUCUGUGGAUUGCCAUUAAACAUAUUCGUUAAGGGGUAUCUCUGCCUGCCGUAUCUCUCACUCCCAUAUUUAGACCUUCUAGGCGAUAUUAAUGUGCGAGGGUACGUGGUAGGAGCUACCAAUGUUCUAUUCAAGCAGAAAAAACAGCUGAUCGACGUUCUGGUCGAGGUCGAAAGUGCCCGAAUCGAAGCAACAGACCCAGAGCUAAGACGACAAUUACACUUGACUACUGAGGAUCUUAGGUUUGCCGAUUACAUAGUUCGUCACGUGGCUGAACCUAGGAAGGACGUCUUCCUAGACGGAGUCGGUUGGGCAGGAGGCGACGAGUGGAUCAGAACGCAAUUUCGAGUCUAUCUCUUGAGCCUGUUGCGUACUUCCUUGCAACAAGACACUCGACAAUCUGAUCAUUUCAACUCGGCCUUUAUGACCGCUUGGCGAAAUACGAACAACUAUAAAUCGUGGGAAAGCUUGAGCAAGACCGAAAUUAACAGCGUCGAGCCUGGCCAUCCAUUUGCUGGGCAGCUUUCAGUGCAGGACAUGAAGCUACGUCUAUCUCAUACCAUGCAGAACACGGAGAGUGGCAGGAAAAUAAAUCAAGCCAUGGCCUCGACGGGCAGGGCUGUAGCCACGACCGGAAAAGCAGUAGGCGGCGCGAUCUCGCAAGCCAAAGGAGCCUUUUCAAAUUGGUGGAGUACCCUAACGACGGUCCAACCUAUCGACGUCGAUGGAAAAGUGGAUGGACAGGCGAUUGAUGGACGACAGGUCGUAUCCGUCAUGCCUGAUAAACCAGAAGUUGCCGAGGAAGUAGCCGAGGCUCCUACAAGUAGUGCAGACGCUACCACGAACUAGAUACCGAUGGUUACUUCACUAUUAAUUCUGUUGACAUAUUACUCGAGGUCUCUGGCUGUUGCCUCCGACCUCGUUGGAACGUUUAGAGCGAUGGAAAGAAAAAGACAGGGUAUCGUCGUGCCCAACAUGGCCGAAACGCAACAAGGCAUCCAGAUAGAAGCAAAGGCCGAACUCAAUGUAACUAUAUAUUUAUGAAGACCGAAGUGGACGCAAAUUAAUUAUUAUACGGAUUCACGGUUACUUAGUGCUAGAGUAAAUAGCUUAAGUACAUCUUCACGUACACUCGAUAUCCGCUUCCACGUGUGCAUGCAUCCGGAUAUCUAAUCGCUAGUGUCGCUAACUUAGUUGCUUUCUGUUCUUGGAGAGUGAAAAAAGAAAGCGAGAUAUCGUGUAUUCGUGGACAGUACCGAUGGGAAUGAAGUAGAUGUUCAGAUGCCGAUUAAGUCCAGAACAUGAAGACCCUGGUUACUGGCCGUAAUGAUUAGACAAUCCUUGAAAUGAAAUUAACAAGGCUUCCCUGGAGGUAAUUUGGAUGAAUUGGGGAGAUUUAUGAAAUGCAAAUUUAUAACAAGUUCUGAUGGAAACAAGGAGUGGACAAUAUUGAGUGGCACAAAACAGAAAAUAUGAUAACAGUAUCGGUGGAGUGUAACAGGAUGGACCGAUCAGCAGCGAAAUCCAAAAUUUCAGCUCUGGUUUUAUUGUACUUGUCUUGAGGUUCUACCAAAACUCCUGAUUCUCUCCGAAUAACGAAACGGAGUAAGUAAAAUGUCCUUUUAUAUUUGCGCAGUUUCUGCAAUCGAAACCGAUUAGAUCUUAUGGGGCAGUUUUAACUUUUAAACGGAAUUAUAAGCCCAUCGUGCAGAACUCGUUGAGAUACGGAACACAUAAAAUUCUUACAUUCAUAAAUUCUUAAAGGUGAAUUUAACGGGUUUUGUACAUUUACAACUACUGAAAAGUAUCUAGAACUACCGCAAUGUUGGGAAAUCUCUGAUUAACGUCACAGGUCAAGAACUGUAAACCUAACUGACAUGAUCUUGCCAAGUGAAGAGAAAGACGUACUGGAUGUACUGAUUAUUAAACAAUUUAAGAACUCGUAUUAGUGUUAGAUAAAAUUCGUUUCCUGUUAGCUUAAAAUUCUAAGUCUACUGCAAAUAUCUAUUAAUAUAUAUUAAAGUAUAUCGAUCGUGUAAUUUUUCAUAAAGUUUAGUGGUAGACCUUUCACACAAAUACAACUUGUUGGUUCCUGAACAUUAUGGUGAGUAAAAGUUACAGGAUCGAUUUGUACACAAAUUUUAAAUUCACAUAACGUUGAGUCAUAAAAGGUGAACAAGAGGCAAUGUGAAGUCAUUUUUGGGUCCAUUGUCUAUUCGCAUUAUCAAAUAAGAAACUCAAUAAAAAAAAAAAAUAGGUUCUGUUUCCCAGUCGUUCAAAACCAGAGUAGUUUUUUACAGAAAUUUAUACAAAAAUAUUAAGAACCUAUAAUAUUGAAGAAUUCAGUCAUAGACCACUAUAAUCCAUUGCCGUUUUUUGUAAUACUUUUCUCGGUUUUAUUCCUUUCAUUAGAAGCAGUUUUUAAAAGUACACUCAAAUAGUUAUUUAUAUUUAAUGUCUUCAUACAGUUGAUAUUGUUUUUUGAGAUUUCAAUUUUUUAUGUUUUAACUAAUACAAAAUAGUAUAUUUCAAGUUUCUUUUCCUGAAUGAUUUAAUACUGUUAUAUAUGCAUUAAAACGGAACAAUAUUGUGUCAGCAUGAGAAUUGAAGCUAAGAAUAAGACGAAGAUACAAAUAUCACUUUUCCAAAAAAUCCAUGGAGACCUCACAAAUUUACAAUAAACCAUACUAACUUUUGCAAUAACCCAGAACACACGCACUUUAGGUUUUUCUACUGUGUUCACAAAAAAUCUAAAAAAGAAAAAAAAUGUAAAAUUUGAAUUUAUCUCUUGUAAUUAAAAUGCAAAUACCCCAAAUAGAAUUUUAUAAAUAUAUAAAAUUCGAAACAAAUGCGCGCAAAACGAAUGCUCUUACUAUGCCUAAAUUAACUGUAAAUUUCGUUUUCUAUGGCGUUGGGGUAGAUUUUGUAAUUUGACAUAUUUUUCUCUAGCAACAUAGUCACGAGAUACGGAUUAGCUAAUUAUGUUUCAUAUAUGAAUUAAAAGCGAAUUUUAUGCGAUUCGUUUUUUGAUCGAUGGCACGACUAGCGUAUACGAUUGUACCUAAUUUUAUUUCCCAUAUAAGCCUGUUAUGCUCUUAAUUAAUAUUAAGUUAGUUAUUUAAUGCGACGAGUCAAGCUGUACUGAGUAGAUACGCAAACACUCGUAAUUAAUUCUAUAGAAGGAAGUUGUAAUGUGAUAUUUUAGAACUGUAAAUGUUAUAUUAUACAUAAAGGUUUCUUUAUAUGCUUUGUAUUAAGAUUCCUUAGCAUCGGCACGACUUUUACGGGCUGUUUAAUUUCAAUCUCUUCUUCGUUGUGCCAAACUCGAGCGAUUAUCCUUCCUCUAACUAAGACGGAAAUCUUUUGAAAUUAGUACGAAGAUUUACUAUGUCAUUAAGACACGGUACGCAGAAAUGUCAAGGAACAACAGACAAGAACGCGGUUGAAUUGUCUGAAAAAUUUAAUGUAUAAUGGAGAUACUAUCUCGUAUGGAAAUAAUUAAAAUUGAUUUAUGUAUUUACUUGCAUCAACGAGGUAAUUAACGUAGCUAAUUAAUUCUAGUACAUGUGUAUUUCUGUGUACGAUGAUCUUCAUGAUUUUCGCUAAACGAAGCUACCUGAAAUUAGUCGAACGAAUGCUCGUUCCCGUUGCUUCAGAAAUUGUAUUUUUGAGUUUGCUCGGAUUUAUUCGUUUAUAAUCGUCACAUCGACCGCUUCUAAUCUCAUAUUUCGGUGAUAAGACCGAGGAGGAAAUCAGUACUCGUACGCGAAUAAAUUCGAGCGAGUCGGGGAUUAGGAGACGGUGUUCAGUACGGAUACACGUCGGAUAGACAAUUAAUAAUUUUGUACGUUUUGUACCCGAGGAAAGCGGGUGCUUCCUGAGAAAAUUCUUGUACUAGUCAUACGAGUACGUACGCAAUAUCACCCGGACCCUAUCACGGUAAUUCAUCGCAUCUCAAAUAGUGGCGAAUGCGUAUUAGACGAUCCUUUCAUUGAUUCAUCUUGUCUGUAUAUUUAGCAUUUAUGUAUAAUAGGAUGUACGAAUCGAUGUAACGACCACUGGGAAAGAUCUUUCACGUGGAAUUACAAAAAGCUAGUCCGCGGUAAUAAAAUAACCUAGGAUCACUCGGGUACGUUGUGUCGUAAAACCAAUUAUUUCUCUUCCAAGGUUUGUCUCGGUACUUUUUGUAAUUUCACAGAAAUUUUUUUACAGUGAACCGUGAAAUGGAGGGAAUUAAAAUAGCACGUAGUUAAGUAGAUAUUUGACCUCGUUAAAGGCGAUCGAAGAUUCGAAACUCCGAGGGGUCGAUUUACAUACCCUACUCGUUUUGUGCGUCGUGUAAUAAUUUCAAGUGUUAGAAGAAAAAAAAAAAGAAUUGCGAUGGCUACUACAGGGCUUAGAAUAACUCGAGUGACAACAUAGAUUAACGCAAGAUUAUAGUACGCAAAAUCGAUUGUAAAACGCAAAAUCGCAUUGAACACUUGAUCGAUCCCGAUUGCGAAUAGAUUAACGAUACGUAAACUCGCGAUUACACGGCCAUUUCGGUGCUUUAACUGUCUUGAUGAUGUUAAAUUCAACGAACUAGUAGAGACCUAUGCAGUGGCCCUAAAAAUAUACGUAUUAGUAUGUAUUCGUUAGGGUCAUUUAUCUAUGUAAAUGAGCCUAACCGAGCCGAGAGGAUAAUCGAAUGAUCGACUCGCCGAUUAAACUGUUUACUUAUUAAAUUAGCUCACUCGUAAUUCCGUUUUGUAGUUACGGGAUCGCCAAAAGUACCUCCGUAGCCACGAUGAUCGUGCCUACAAACAUUUAUCGUUUGUCGUACAAUUAUUGCGAAACGCGAGACGGUAUACAGUACUUCAAGUUUUAACUUAACUGUUUGUAGACAUCUCAUUACACAACUCUUCACCCCCCCUCACAAUGUAGAAAGAAACAGCUAUUCGAUGUGAACAUCGCUUCGAUGGCGGAGUCGCCAAAGUAAAGUGCGUUUAGUCAAUUUUAAUAAAUAAAUAGUAGCAGUCGCGAAGUAGCGGCGACCCCA
Orussus abietinus is the source of this 6401-nucleotide messenger RNA. Its product is annotated as late secretory pathway protein AVL9 homolog. Gene Ontology annotation, cellular component: cytoplasm. The transcript is spliced from 9 exons. NCBI's taxonomy places the organism in Eukaryota, Metazoa, Arthropoda, Insecta, Hymenoptera, Orussidae. Bases 182 to 2212 code for a protein of 676 amino acids. The record is from RefSeq and is a predicted model, not a curated record.